AUGGCGACUUCGGAUCCAGAUACGGGGACUCGUAGUCCCAUCUUUAAGAACAUGAAGUUCUGGGUGUCCGCCCUUGUCCCUCGGCGUGUGACGUUGAAAGAGCAAAUUCAGAACCAUGGGGGCACGGUUGCUCUAUUUGAGAAAAGGGCAGAUUCCAGUGUUAUCAACAUUGUCGAUCAUUUGAAAAAGAAUCUCCCUGCUGAUUCGUAUGACAUCCACCAGCCCCUAAAGAGGAACAUCGAACUAAGGAAUUUUCGCAGUGUGUCUUAUCAAUUUGUGGAAAGGUCUGUGGAAAAUGGAAGGCUUGAGGAUAUUGAGCCUUAUCGGAUUGGUCCUUCGGACAACAGACCUGUGGGCGCCGCGCACAUUCCCAAGAAGAGCACCAAAACAGAUUAUACCCUUGAAGAUGAUCAGGUUCUCUUUGAUCAUAUGCUACCCCUGGAGUUAGAUGGAAAUGCACCCAUUUGUGGCAACAAAAUCUACAAGAGCAUCGAGGACAAAUUUCCUCAACAUACUUGGCAAUCAUGGCGCGCUCGAUACCUCAAAUUUCUCAGAGGGAGGCCCCGCCCUGGUGGCCCAAAGAUGCCCAGCUUGGUCUCUACAGGAGAACCCCAGCUGCCACUACAUCCCAUCGCAGAUCCACCGAAAACCUCAACCUCAGCUCCACCAUGCAUCCUUGCUGCAGAACCAUCACAAUAUUUGACCCCGGCUCUAUUACAUUCUAGUGCAGAAAGACAGUCCGAUUCCUCCAAAUCUUCUCGGUCACAAACUAACUCGGGAAACGCCAAGAGAAAGUGGGACUCCACGAGUGAAACGUCUUCACGUCAGCAUCGUGAAAAGCGUGACAAGCGUGUUUCUCCUACGAAGAGAGGAUUGAUAGAUACAUCCGAUGCUAUAGAUUCCUUGGCUAUGAUUCUUUCACAUAGCAAACGUCGGUCAAAACAGCCCGCGUCGCCAAGGCAAUCACCGAGUCGGUCUCCAGAUCCAGCGACCUCUUCAGAUACCAGUCGACCUCAAAAUAACCCACUUGAAGCUACUCCUCCACCACCAACAUCGGACGGAAAUCAGGCCACUCAAUCUUCAAUUAAGGAUAAAAACACUUUCCAUCCCCGAUUUUGGGAGAUUCUGUUUCCACCGGGUCCAACUCCAGAACAAAAUCAGGCUGUCCAAACUCAAAACGAGUCCGAAGCGGUGUUUAUGGAGAUGCCAAAUCCACCAACGAGCUCAAUCCUGGCGAACAAUAAGACUACCCGAUCUGAAAAUGAGUCUGGAACAACCACUUCCCUGUAUCCUGAGACUCCAGUCAUACCACUGAGUCCAACUACAAAGCAUAAUCAGACUGCUCAACCACAAAACGAAGCCAAAAUGGUCGCCUCCCUGUUUUUUGAGAUGCCAUUCCCACCGUCUAGCCCGGAGCCGGAGCCGCAGCAAGAUGAAGAUGAAGAUGAAUACGACAGUUACCCGGACAUCGAUAGCUGGAUUGAUGCUCGACUAGCCCGAGGCGAUGUAGAAUUGCCAAUCGUACUUGAAGCAUUACAAUGUACAAGUAUGAAUCCAGAAUACGCAGAGAAGGUGAUAGCGCAAUAUGCAGCCGGAAAGGGGAUUCCCUACGAUAUGCCAGGAGUAUGGACAGCUGAGGAUGACAAGUGUCUUGAAGGUUCAAAUCAACGAGACAUCAAAGCAUUAUUUGACAAACAUGGUGAAGAGUUAUGCGAGGCUAGAUUCGAGUUUCUCGCCCUCAUGCGAGGCUAG
Molecule: messenger RNA, 1752 nt
Organism: Penicillium verhagenii
Lineage: Eukaryota; Fungi; Ascomycota; Eurotiomycetes; Eurotiales; Aspergillaceae
Product: putative transcription factor Rap1
Exons: 3
Coding region: 1-1752 (583 amino acids)
Biological process (GO): telomere maintenance via telomere lengthening; regulation of DNA-templated transcription
Cellular component (GO): shelterin complex
Molecular function (GO): telomeric repeat DNA binding
Source: RefSeq, a predicted model, not a curated record